AACAAAUACUGCAACAUGCAGAGCUAUUAGCCUAAGAAGUCAGAAAGGGGAGGAGAGAGUGAUCAUUUUUAUAAACAAACCCCCUCCCCCUGAAUUCUAAAACUUGGAACACUUAAGCAACACAGAACAUGCUGUGGAUUUAUGCUUGCUGAAAGAUUGCUUUGAUCCAGACAUUGACAUAAAGAGGAAUAUUGGAUCUGUGGAGGGAAUGCACUAUACAGAGCUCAAGAACGAGACACUGCUAAUCUGUACGUGAGUGGCAUGGCAUCAAAUCACAGCACUUCUCCCCAAGAUGACCAUCUUCCUCAUUACCUCCAGGAUGAAGACCCCUUUGCAUCAAAACUCUCUAGGGAAGCUGACAUAGUAGCUGGAUUUUAUUUAACAGUAAUUGGGGUUCUUUCAACUUUUGGGAAUGGCUAUGUUCUUUAUAUGUCCUUGAAACGGAAGAAGAAGCUCAGACCUGCUGAGAUAAUGACUGUCAAUUUAGCCGUGUGUGACUUGGGGAUUUCAGUUGUAGGAAAACCAUUUAGUAUAAUUUCCUUCUUCUCUCACCGAUGGGUGUUUGGCUGGCUGGGCUGCCGUUGGUAUGGAUGGGCUGGCUUCUUCUUUGGCUGUGGGAGCCUUAUCACCAUGACAGCUGUCAGCCUGGAUAGAUACCUGAAAAUUUGUCAUUUAACUUACGGUACCUGGCUUAAGAGACAUCAUGCCUUUAUCUGCCUGGCAAUAAUCUGGGCCUAUGCUACGUUUUGGGCUACGGUGCCAUUUGCUGGUUUGGGGAACUAUGCUCCUGAGCCAUUUGGAACCUCGUGCACUCUGGAUUGGUGGCUGGCUCAGGCUUCAGUGGCUGGACAGGCAUUUAUUCUGAAUAUUCUCUUCUUUUGCCUCUUGCUCCCAACUGCAGUGAUUGUGUUUUCCUAUGUUAAAAUCAUUGCAAAAGUCAAGUCGUCCGCCAAAGAAGUUGCUCAUUAUGACACCAGGAUUCAAAACAAUCAUGUCCUGGAAAUUAAAUUGACCAAGGUGGCAAUGUUGAUCUGUGCAGGAUUUCUAAUCGCCUGGAUCCCAUAUGCCGUGGUAUCAGUGUGGUCAGCUUUUGGACAGCCAGACUCAGUGCCCAUUCAAGUUUCAGUCAUCCCAACCUUGCUUGCAAAAUCGGCAGCUAUGUACAACCCAAUUAUUUACCAGGUCAUUGAUUGUAAAUUUUCCUGUUGCCGCUCCUUGCAGAAGAAGAGCUCUUUGAAGAAAUCCAGGCUGUAUACGAUAUCUGGAAAUAGAGAGCCAACAGCAAUGAACGAAACCCACCUGGAGGUGUGACGGCAUAUGGACAGGCGUAUGGAAACAUGCUGACAAUCCUUUUCUUCUCAGUUUCUUCCUUUGCAAAUUAGGUAAAAUACAUUGGCAGAUUUAUUUUAGUAUUUCUUUUCCCCUCUAACCUACUACCAUGUAAUUUUUCACCCUAACUGGAGUAUCAACAUUAGAGCUGGGCAAAUAGAAGAAGAAAAUACAGAGAAUAUUCAUUUGAAUUAAAACUGUGAAUUCACUUUGGCUGGAUUCAAAACCCUUUUUAUUUAUUUUUCUGUGCACGUACUAUGAGUGACUCUUUUCUACAUGGAAAGUGAAAGUCUCAUGAGUACUCAUGCUAUGCAUUUGUAAAGCUAUCUUGAAAUCGCUUGAUUUCCCUCUUCCUCUUUAUCAACGUUAUCCAAUCCAAGGAGCAGAAAUUAAUCAUGCACCACAAAGAGCCAAAAUUGAAGUGCGGUGUUUGCCAAUAGCUCCUCUGGUUGAAAUGCAUUUGCAAAUGAAAUCUUGAAUCAUGAACAAAUUUGUAAAGAGAAGCAAAGUCUAUUCCUGGAAAAUCCACAAAUAAGAAAAGGGGUUAAAUUGGUCCAGUAAUUUAUUGGUACAAUAGUUUGCCCAUCUCUAAGCACUAGAAAUGCUGGGCGAAAAUGCUGGGCGAUGUGAUAGAAAUGCUGAUAACCAGCAGAAGGUCAAAUGUAUAAAACAGAUAUUCCAUGCCCACCGCGCACACAAACACACACACACUCUCUCUCUCACCGCUCUUAUACCCAUCCCUUAUGAUGUUGGUUUUAUAUAUACAAUGGCAAAGCUCUCUCCUGACCUUAACUAUAAACCCACACACACAGCUUCCAUAAUAAUUAUUUACAGUUUGGUUCAGACAGCACCUUCCGCUUCUUUUCUGGAUUGACCAUUGAAAUGUAGGCACCAUUACACAGACAGACACUAAAGGUAAAUAUUUGACAUUUGUAUAUUAUUUCAUCAAGAAAACCUUAUUAAAAUGCAAAAUAAAUUAAUUUCAAAUGAAAGCAGCUUUCAUAUUUAAUAUAAAAUCUCAAG
Messenger RNA from Chrysemys picta bellii (western painted turtle), 2352 nucleotides. RefSeq names its product opsin 5 (gene OPN5). Gene Ontology annotation, molecular function: G protein-coupled photoreceptor activity. The record is from RefSeq and is a predicted model, not a curated record. Lineage: Eukaryota; Metazoa; Chordata; Testudines; Emydidae. Gene Ontology annotation, biological process: phototransduction; G protein-coupled receptor signaling pathway; visual perception. Gene Ontology annotation, cellular component: plasma membrane.